Molecule: messenger RNA, 921 nt
Organism: Didymodactylos carnosus
Lineage: Eukaryota; Metazoa; Rotifera; Eurotatoria; Philodinida; Philodinidae
Source: the annotation of a GenBank genome assembly
AUGCCAGAAAACGAGUCGGACUCCAAAUCUCUGGUAAAAACAUUUGUUUUAUUAUUUGCUCGUGAUCGUCCAACAUGUGACAUAUCUUAUUUGACUGUACAACGAAAUAAUGAAAAUUCAAUUUAUCCAAUGUUAUUAACGACUACAUUUUAUUUUAUGAGAGAUCUGGUAGAUUACAGAGCAAUAUCAUUAGAUGAUUCUGUCUAUAUUAUUGGUGGUCGAUAUGCAUCCACCGGUCGUUUAAGUUGUCAAAUGUUUAAAUAUGAUGCAGAAAUUGAUCAUUGGCGUGCAUGUGAUACACUAAAAGCACCAAGAUUCAAUUUUGGUGUAACAACAUUUGAUCAUAAAAUUUAUGUACUCGGUGGUGAAGGAUUAAAAGAAACAAUUAUUCAAACAGUUGAAUGCUAUGAUCCUGCAACAGAUAGAUGGAAAGAAUUGGGCAAUUUACCAAAACCAAGACGAUAUCAUUCAACAUGUGCUGUAGGAAAAAGAUUAUGGAUACUUGAUCCACGGCCAAGUGAAUGGCGACGAUCAAUGAUGAAUUAUACGUUACCUCAACCACGACAACAACAUUGUCUAAUUAAUACUGAUAAUUCAGUAAUCAUAUUGGGUGCUAUUGAUCAACGAAACAACGUUGAACCACAAUGGAAAGAAUUAAAAUAUCAAUUGCAAUAUCCACGAAUAGAUUGCGGAUAUUUUCAAUUAGAUAGAUAUUUGUAUAUAAUCGGUGGUCAUAAUAGCGAUAAUCAAGAGUCAACAAAAAUGAUUGAACGUAUUAAUUUAGAUAGUUUUCAAAUUGAAGACGUAUUUCAAUUAGAAAAAGAAUUGGCAACUGUUGACUGUUGUAUAGUACAAACAAAUAAAUAUAAUAACAGUUUAUUACCAUUAGCCGAAUAUCUAGAUAAAUGGGUAGUAUGGUAG